AUGGCGCCCCUGGCCGAGGCCGGCGGCCUCCUGGGCGUCCCGGACGGGCUGGUCCAGUCCGGACCCCCCCAGCUCCUGCUGCCCCCCGCCGGGGAGCGCCCGGGACCCCCCGGCCUCGCCCACCUGCAGGGCCUCCUGCGCCGGAGGCAGCUCUACUGUCGGACCGGCUUCCACCUGCAGAUCCUGCCCGACGGCCGCGUCAGGGGCACCCGCCAGGACCACAGCCUCUUCGGAAUCCUGGAAUUCAUCAGCGUGGCUGUGGGCCUGGUCAGCAUCCGCGGCGUGGACACUGGUCUCUAUCUCGGCAUGAAUGACAAAGGGGAGCUGUAUGGAUCUGAGAAGCUGACCUCAGAGUGUGUUUUCAGGGAGCAGUUUGAAGAGAACUGGUAUAAUACUUACUCCUCCAACAUGUACAAGCACGGGACCUCGGGGCGCCGGUACUUUGUGGCCCUGAACAGAGAUGGUUCUCCGAGGGACGGCGCCCGGGCCAAGAGGCACCAGAAGUUUACCCAUUUCCUGCCCAGGCCUGUGGACCCGGAGCGGACUCCCAACCUCUACCGAGACGUCCGGGGUCCCAGCUGAAGCGAAGCCUGAGUUUGAAGGAAGUGCUCAGGAAGCGCUGCCUCCCCACAGUUUCUGUCGCUGAGGAGCUACACGAGGAAAAGCCACAACCUUAAACCGCCGUCUCGGGAACCGAUGUUCAUUGUCGGUGGAGGAUUUGAUUCACCCAGGAGACGCUCCUUCACUCUGGAGGGCUACAUUCUCGCAGAGGCUAAAUGAGUCCUGUUCUGACUGUUACAUGAAUGGGAAAUCAGUUUCCUGAGUCUGCUGCCGAGUCCUGGUUCUAUGGCCUCUGACC
This is a messenger RNA of Ornithorhynchus anatinus (platypus), 859 nucleotides long. It is a transcript of the gene FGF20, whose product is annotated as fibroblast growth factor 20. The record is from RefSeq and is a predicted model, not a curated record. Gene Ontology annotation, cellular component: cytoplasm. Gene Ontology annotation, molecular function: growth factor activity; fibroblast growth factor receptor binding. The coding region runs from base 1 to 582 and encodes 193 amino acids. Lineage: Eukaryota; Metazoa; Chordata; Mammalia; Monotremata; Ornithorhynchidae. Gene Ontology annotation, biological process: positive regulation of cell population proliferation; animal organ morphogenesis; positive regulation of protein phosphorylation. The transcript has 3 exons.